Messenger RNA from Trichomonas vaginalis G3, 546 nucleotides. RefSeq names its product armadillo (ARM) repeat-containing protein family. Lineage: Eukaryota; Parabasalia; Trichomonadida; Trichomonadidae. The record is from RefSeq and is a predicted model, not a curated record. Bases 1 to 546 code for a protein of 181 amino acids. The transcript has a single exon.
AUGUCAUCAUUUCCAAAUGCAGAGAUACUAUGCACUGAUAUUCAGACUUCAAGACUCGUAAAUUUACUUGAAAUUUCUGAUGUCACUAAAUCUGCUGCAUUAUGCAUUGCAGCGAUCAUCACAAGAGAAAUUGAUGAGAUGUGUGAUCUAAAUAUCAAAGAAACUCUUCUUGUUGCCUAUAAAAUGAUUCAAGAUUCAGAUUCUUCAACACAAAAGAGUUUGUUGUAUCUAAUCAAGCUUUGUAUAGAUGUUAUACAUGCAGAAGAUGCAGCAGAUAUAUUCAUUGAUUCAAAACAAAUCAAUUUUAUUUCGAUAAUUCAUCAGUUUUGCGGAACAGGGAAAUCCGAUGUCGAAGCCGAAACUUUAGAUGCAUUUAUGAGGUUGUUUGUGAAGCUCCAAAACUUAAACAAGCAUCAACAACUUCUUGAAGAGUUUGUACAAUCAGGAUGCUUCAAUCUCCUGGAAGAAAUGCGCGAUACAGAAAAUGAUGAGUUGGUCGAGAUAAUUGACGCAAUAAUUGAGUAUUUAAGAGUUGAUGAAGAAUAA